Messenger RNA from Notothenia coriiceps (black rockcod), 1849 nucleotides. RefSeq names its product suppressor of IKBKE 1 (gene sike1). NCBI's taxonomy places the organism in Eukaryota, Metazoa, Chordata, Actinopteri, Perciformes, Nototheniidae. The transcript is spliced from 5 exons. Bases 295 to 1035 code for a protein of 246 amino acids. The record is from RefSeq and is a predicted model, not a curated record.
AGCGAAGAAGACGAGGCGGAAGUGACGUUUGGUCCAGUCUCACACGGAAACGGCGCACUUGACAACAACACAGAAAGAGCACUUUUUAUUUGUUAUACUGUACUUAAUCUGUAUUCCGACACAUAUUAACGAAGGCCCGCAAUAGCUUGUAUACGUUGCUAUAACGGCAUUGCAGCUGCCGCGGCUGGUUAAGGCUAGAUAGCAACCAAAGCUAACACUGCGAAGUACUUCAAUCCCUCUUGCAGAGUCGAGUAGCUUGUUUACGUUGCACACAGGAGCUGUCAGUUUCCAGAAAUGGCCUGCACUUUGGAGAAAGUGUUGGGGGAUGCCCGGACACUUCUCGAGAGGCUGAAAGAGCACGACACGGCCGCUGAGGGGCUGAUAGAGCAGUCUGGGGCCUUAAACCAGAGAGUGCAGGGCAUGAAAGAGGUGGGAAAUGCCAUUCCAGACAAGCAUACAGAAGACGCUUCAGAGAUUCAGGAGCUGACAAAAUACAAGCCUCAUGUCCUUCUGUCUCAGGAAAACACUCAAAUCAAGGACCUGCAGCAGGAGAAUAAAGAACUAUGGUUAUCUCUUGAAGAACACCAGUACGCACUAGAGUUGAUCAUGGGUCGUUACCGCAAGCAGAUGCUCCAGCUGAUGAUGGCCAGGAAGGAGCUGGACACCAAACCUGUGCUCAACCUCCACGAGAACCACGCUAAGGAAGUGCAGAACCAGGUGGAGCGGAUUUGCGAGAUGGGUCAGGUGAUGAGAAAAGCGGUGCAGGUGGACGAUCAGCACUACUGCUCUGUUCGAGAGAGGCUCGCUCAACUAGAGAUUGAGAACAAAGAGCUUCGAGAUCUCAUGACCUUCAGCAAGAGCUUUGUGAAGACAGCGAAAGAAGAAAACAGCCAGCCAGCACCAGCAGCAGCAGCAGCAGCAGCAGCACCAGCACCAGCACCAGCAGCAGCACCAGCAGCAGCACCAGCAGCAGCAGCAGCAGCAGCAGCAGCAGCAGCAGAAGAAGAAAAGUCCUCUCAACCAGAGUCCGACUAGUGAUCAGAGCAGCUUCAGUGUGAACUGUGGGUGGGGCAAGUGCUUCAGGACAAGGAGACAGGGUGGAUGAUCUAUUGACUGUGUUCACUACAUUAUUUUUUUACAUAGGAUGGAAUGCAGCAUAUUUUUUGUAGCGGAGUCCACUUAAACACAACAUCCUGGCUAUCAGGUGCACUUACAUGGAGGUACCUGGACAAUAGCUAUUGGUGUCAUAUUGUACAGUAUGUGUAUUAUCACUUACAAGUAUUCAAUUGUGGCUAGCCUAAGAUUCACGUUUAGGGGAGUAAAGUCAGUAAAAGGGGAUUUAUUUAGUUUUUGGCCAAAGAUAUAUUUUUUUCUCAAGGACACGUUUCUACCUCUUUGGUGCCCCUUUGCUGUUCUCACACAAUCACUGUGUAAAUACUCAUAACCAGCCCUCAUAUGAGUCCACUUGAAGUCCAUAAAGAAGCCAACUUGUAGUGUUCACUAUUUUAAAAGGCUGUGCUUCAAAAUCACUCUGCCAACCAGAUGAGUUUUGGCUUUUUCAAACGGUUUGCCUGCUGAGAAGUGAAUAAUUUGUAUGUGAUUGUUUAUCAUUUAUUGAAUUUAAUACGUCUGUUUGUAGAAUUCAUAUAUAAGGUGGCCCAGCUGAUGGCUCAUCAUUAUUUAUGGUAACAAUCUUAAAACUUGCCAAGUUUUUGUGUCAGUAAUUGUGUAUUGUCAUCUCAGGAAAUCAGUGUUAAUAACGUGAACAUGCUGUAAUGACUUCAUGACGGUGUACUGAUCUGUGUCAAAUGAUAUUUCAUUCAGAAAAUAAAAUAUAUUGUAUUUGUGA